Glycine soja is the source of this 1493-nucleotide messenger RNA. RefSeq names its product purple acid phosphatase 15-like. The transcript is spliced from 7 exons. The coding region runs from base 1 to 1470 and encodes 489 amino acids. The record is from RefSeq and is a predicted model, not a curated record. NCBI's taxonomy places the organism in Eukaryota, Viridiplantae, Streptophyta, Magnoliopsida, Fabales, Fabaceae. Gene Ontology annotation, molecular function: acid phosphatase activity; metal ion binding.
AUGGUAUUGCUGCCCCCUGAGGCUCGACAACAAUCUCAGCAGAUUCUCUAUUCUCUAUUCCAGCUCAGCUUGGUCACGCAUAAUCUUUCAGUUACUUCCUGCACCUCUCUUCCACUAUUCAUAUCAGCCAUUGUUGAUGGCGGCGGAGUUCCAACAACUCUGGAUGGACCCUUCAAGCCUGUGACCGUUCCUCUUGAUCAGAGCUUCCGAGCGGUUGACCUGCCAGAUACAGAUCCUCUGGUUCAAAGAACCGUUCAAGGGUUCCAGCCAGAACAAAUCUCUCUUUCACUCUCUGCUUCUCAUGAUUCUGUUUGGAUUUCUUGGAUUACAGGGGAAUUCCAAAUUGGGGACAAUAUAGAACCCUUAGAUCCUGAAACUGUUGCUAGCAUAGUUCAAUAUGGAAGGUUAGGAAGGUCCAUGAGACACAAUGCUACGGGCUAUUCCAUAGUUUACAGUCAACUUUAUCCUUUUGAAGGCCUUCAGAACUACACCUCUGGAAUUAUACAUCAUGUUCGUCUUACAGGAUUGAGACCCAACACACUAUAUCAAUAUCAAUGUGGCGAUCCUUCGUUGUCAGCAAUGAGUGACGUUCAUUAUUUCCGGACUAUGCCAGUUUCAGGCCCCAAGAGCUACCCUAGCAGAAUAGCAGUGGUUGGAGACUUGGGUCUUACAUACAAUACCACAUCCACAGUUGAUCAUAUGACCAGUAACCAUCCUGAUCUUAUUCUGUUGGUUGGAGAUGUUAGUUAUGCCAACCUCUAUCUUACUAAUGGCACUGGGGCAGACUGCUCCUCUUGCUCAUUUUCUAACACUCCCAUCCAUGAAACCUAUCAGCCUCGUUGGGAUUAUUGGGGAAGGUACAUGCAGCCUCUGAUUUCUAGUGUCCCGGUAAUGGUAAUAGAAGGGAAUCAUGAGAUUGAAGAACAAGCUGAAAACCAGACAUUUGUUGCUUAUAGUUCUCGAUUUGCAUUCCCAUCAGAAGAGAGUGGAUCAUCAUCCACUUUCUAUUAUUCUUUCAAUGCAGGAGGGAUACAUUUUAUAAUGCUCGGGGCCUACAUAUCCUAUGACAAAUCAGGGGACCAGUACAGGUGGUUGGAGAGAGACUUGGCUUCUGUUGACAGGGAAGUGACUCCGUGGUUGAUAGCUACAUGGCAUGCACCUUGGUGUAGCACCUACGGGGCUCAUUAUAGAGAAGCAGAGUGUAUGAGGGUAGAGAUGGAAGACUUACUAUAUAAAUAUGGCAUUGACAUUGUCUUCAAUGGACAUGUUCAUGCAUAUGAGAGAUCAAACAGGGUAUACAACUACACAUUGAAUCCUUGUGGUCCUGUUUAUAUCACGGUUGGAGAUGGUGGUAACAGGGAAAAGAUGGCAAUCACACAUGCUGAUGAACCUGGACAGUGUCCAGAACCAUCAACUACACCAGAUGACUAUAUGGGUGGAUUGAUACGCAAUCCACCCAUAAAACGUUAAUGAUACGCAAGAAAUUCAUUGUU